Messenger RNA from Alternaria incomplexa, 1677 nucleotides. RefSeq lists its product as uncharacterized. Lineage: Eukaryota; Fungi; Ascomycota; Dothideomycetes; Pleosporales; Pleosporaceae. The transcript has 3 exons. Bases 1 to 1677 code for a protein of 558 amino acids. The record is from RefSeq and is a predicted model, not a curated record.
AUGGCGACGCAAUCGCUGCUCAUGUCCCACCAGCAAAACCAGCAGAUGCAGCAUCAGCAACAACAACAACAACAUCAGCAGCAUCAUCCCCAAACUCCUGGAAUGACGGGAAGCCCCAAGUCGCGCAUGUCGCAGACGCCACUUCAACGGCCACCGUCAGGACUCGGCCCGCCUCAAGCUCCGCCUCAAGGCCCUCCCGUCGGCACCCCCAACAUGCACGCUGGCCCUCCCGGAGGACCCAACGUCAACCCUAAUGCCGCGCCUGGUCCCAUUCCUGCCACCACUCCCCUUGUUGUGCGACAAGACCAGAAUGGUGUGCAAUGGAUCGCGUUUGAGUACUCUCGCGACAGGGUCAAGAUGGAGUACACCAUCCGCUGCGAUGUCGAGUCUAUCAAUGUUGACGAGCUGCCGCAAGACUUCAAGACCGAGAACUGUGUAUACCCUCGCGCUUGCUGCGCCAAGGACCAAUACAAGGGCAACCGUCUCCACUACGAGACUGAAUGCAACACCGUCGGCUGGGCUCUAGCGCAGUUGAACCCUUGCCUGCGCGGAAAGCGUGGUCUCAUCCAGCGCGCUGUGGACAGCUGGAGGAACAGCAACCAAGACCCCCGACUAAGGAGCCGACGCGUGCGCAGAAUGGCCAAGAUGACCACAAGGAAAGCCCAAUCGGCUAACCAUGGUAACCACAUGGCUGGACCAGGUGGACCAGGUGCUCCUGGCGUUCCCAACUCUGCCGGAUUAGCAGCACCGCCCCGACAACCGAACAUGGGCAUGGGCGGCCCUCAGAUGCACCAUCACCAUGAUGGACCUGGAGGGCCCCACGGAGGACCAGAUGACGUUAGCGCCAAUGAAUACGGUGAAUCACACACUCACCAUCACCAAGCGCCAAACGGUCAAUCAUCAUCACCUACCGACGGGCGGCCCGCUCAGAGCUUCUACCCGAAUUACCCAUCGAGCGACUCCGUCGCAGGCUCCAGCGGCAUGCCGCCGAUCCACGACAGCCUGAGCCACCCUCCGCCUCCAUCGCACGCAGCGGGUGUGCCCGUUUCAAAGCAGCAAGAGCAAGACGAAGAAGAGCGAAAGCUAGCCAUGUUUGGCGACUUACCUGACUCGAAGCGCCGCAAAUUCAUCCUUGUAGAUGAUGCGCAACGAGGAACUAGGGUUCGCGUGCGAGUUACUCUCGACACGGUCAAGAUGGAGGAGAUGCCUGAUUCUUACCGCAAGUCCAACUCAGUAUUCCCUCGUAGCUACUUUGCCAUGCAAAUGACCUCUCCACCUGCCAGUCCUCGUGGCAGCAAGGUCUUUGCUGACGAGCCCGACGUCGAGAGCGACCCGAGCUUCCCUCUGGCUGGCUCUACUGUUGUGCCUGUUCCAACGCUGGAUGGCGAGACUCGUGUGCCGAAGCCGCGUCUUACUCGGGCGAAGCGGUCGAAGGAGAUUACGCUCAAUGAUCUUGGUUACCGCAUGAGCUGGAGCCAGAGUCGUGUUUUCGCAGGAAGGACAUUGUUUCUGCAAAAGUCUCUUGAUGCCUACCGUAACAAGAUGAGAAGUAGCAUGAUGGGCCAAGGUCAAGAUGUGACCCAAGUAGCCCCACAUUUCGAGACUCGUGUUGGAAAGAGGCGGUGGAACGAGAGAAUCGAGAAGAGCAAGAAGGCGAGGCGCGAUGGCUCUCCUUAA